Molecule: messenger RNA, 1749 nt
Organism: Agelaius phoeniceus (red-winged blackbird)
Lineage: Eukaryota; Metazoa; Chordata; Aves; Passeriformes; Icteridae
Gene: PXN
Product: paxillin
Biological process (GO): substrate adhesion-dependent cell spreading; endothelial cell migration; transforming growth factor beta receptor signaling pathway
Source: RefSeq, a predicted model, not a curated record
AUGGACGACUUGGACGCCUUGCUGGCAGACCUGGAAUCAACCACCUCGCAUAUCUCCAAACGCCCAGUGUUUCUCACGGAGGAAACUCCUUACUCCUACCCAACUGGAAACCACACGUACCAGGAGAUUGCUGUGCCACCCCCGGUGCCCCCGCCACCUUCCAACGACGCCCUGAAUGGCACCGUGAUCGACCCCUCGGAGCAGUGGCAGCCCAACACAGCCAGAUACGGCCACCAGCAGCCUCAGUCCCAGUCUCCUAUAUACAGCUCUAGUGCCAAAAGCUCCAGUGCCUCCAUUCCUAGAGACGGGCUCAACUCUCCUACUCCCCGUGCCAGUGAAGAGGAGCACGUCUACAGUUUCCCGAACAAGCAGAAGUCUGCGGAGCCAUCUCCCACAAUGACCAGCUCCUCUCUGGGCAGCAACCUCUCAGAACUGGACAGACUCCUUCUGGAGCUGAAUGCUGUUCAACAUACCCCUGCCAGUGGCUUCACAGAUGAGGCUGGCAGAAGCCCAUCACUGCCCAAUGUGGCUGGCCCUCACUAUGUUGUCCCAGAGAACAGCAGCUCAGGGGGAGGGAAGGCUGCACCCCCGACAAAAGAAAAGCCAAAGCGAAAUGGUGCCCGUGGGAUUGAGGAUGUGCGUCCCAGCGUGGAGAGCCUGCUGGAUGAGCUGGAGAGCUCCGUGCCAAGUCCAGUGCCUGCAAUCACUGUGAGCCAGGGCGAGGUGAGCAGCCCCCAGCGUGUCACGGCCAGUCAGCAGCAGACUCGAAUUUCUGCUUCUUCAGCUACACGAGAACUGGAUGAGCUGAUGGCAUCCCUCUCUGACUUCAAGUUCAUGGCGCAGGGAAAAGCUGGGAGCAGCUCCCCUCCAUCCACAGCCUCCAAGCCUGGCAGUCAGCUGGAUACCAUGCUGGGAAGUCUUCAGUCUGACCUGAAUAAACUGGGUGUAGCUACAGUUGCCAAAGGUGUCUGUGGAGCCUGCAAGAAGCCUAUUGCUGGGCAGGUAGUUACAGCCAUGGGGAAAACCUGGCACCCUGAGCACUUUGUCUGCACCCACUGCCAGGAGGAGAUCGGCUCUCGGAACUUCUUUGAGCGGGACGGGCAGCCCUACUGCGAGAAGGACUAUCACAACCUCUUCUCCCCUCGCUGCUACUACUGCAACGGGCCCAUCCUCGAUAAAGUGGUGACGGCUUUGGAUAGGACAUGGCACCCUGAACACUUUUUCUGUGCCCAGUGUGGAGCUUUCUUUGGACCUGAAGGGUUUCACGAGAAGGAUGGCAAAGCCUAUUGCCGCAAGGACUACUUUGAUAUGUUUGCUCCCAAGUGCGGAGGCUGUGCCCGGGCUAUCCUGGAAAACUACAUCUCUGCCUUGAACACCCUGUGGCACCCCGAGUGCUUUGUCUGUCGGGAAUGUUUCACCCCGUUUGUCAACGGCAGCUUCUUCGAGCACGACGGGCAGCCCUACUGCGAGGUGCAUUACCACGAGCGCCGCGGCUCGCUCUGCUCCGGCUGCCAGAAGCCCAUCACAGGACGCUGCAUCACUGCUAUGGGCAAGAAAUUCCACCCAGAACACUUUGUCUGUGCCUUCUGCCUCAAGCAACUCAACAAAGGAACCUUCAAGGAGCAGAACGACAAGCCCUACUGCCAGAACUGCUUCCUCAAGCUCUUCUGUUAGAGGCACUAUAGAUGGGCGCUCAAGCAUCUUUCUGCCACCCCCUUGGCAGUUCUGUCUCUCUGAACAUUACUGUGA